GAGGUCGAAAUAAAUUCGCCAACGAGGCAGGUCUCGAGGAGGGGCUUUGGGACUUGUGGAUAAGUAGACGUGUCAGGCCACUACAUCCAACGUCUUCUCGACUCUCUCUUUCUCUUCUCUCUUCCCCGACGAUAGCAGCCCCAGUCUUCGAAGGCUAGAACCCGGCUCCAAACAAGACAAAUAACAAAUCAUCAAUACUGGUUCAACUUCUGUGGGUUGUCGCAGCCCUGCAAAAAUGGGUCUUGGAGUCCAGGAAGACAGGAAACUGGACCACGUCCCCGGGACGGUCCUGCUGAACGAUGAAGCCGCCCACUCAGAAGCCAUCACCUCGGGGCUCAAGCACGGAAAGGGUCGCGAUGCUCAUAUCGUGCUGUCGCCGCAGCCCAGCGAGGACCCCAACGAUCCCUUGAACUGGCCACUAUUGAAGAAGGAAAUCAUCAUCGCCAUCCUCUGCCUCGGUUCGAUGCUUAACGCCGGCACCAAUGGUCCUUUCCUCAACGCGUCCUAUUUCGAAAUGUCCCAGCAGCUGAACACGGAUAUCACGACUGUUGUCUUGGUCUCUGGAUACAAUCUUUUGGCUGCGGGAUGUAUUGGACCAUUCGUCUCUGCUUUCAGUCGCAAAUACGGCAAAAGACCAGUCUUCCUUGUGUCUACGCUCUUCGACAUCGUCGGGACGGCCAUCGGCGAGGCCAGAAUCUCCUACAAAUAUCUCCUGGCCGCCCGCAUCGUCCAAGGGUUUUCGACAUCGGCCUUUGAAUCCCUCAUUGUGGCGACUGUCGGCGACAUGUACUUUGUGCACCAGCGAGGUCUGCGUAUCUCCAUCAUCAACUUCAUCCUCAAUUCCGCGUCCAGUCUGGCAUCCGUCAUCUGCGGAGUGGUGUUCCAGAAGCUCGGCUGGCUGUGGCUGUUCCACAUGUUCCAGAUUUUCCUCGUGGUGCAAUUCGUGCUCAUGUUCCUCUUCUGUCCCGAGACGACGUAUAUCCGUGACAUGCGCUACAACACCGACACCGCGGUGGACGAGAAGCUCCAGGAUCUGGCCGUGAUCGAGGCCACGCACAAGGAGAUGGUGGGCGAGCCGGGACAGGGCGACCGCACGGACAUCCCCAAGAAGAAGACCUUUGUGCAAGAGCUGGCCGUCUGGACGGGCGUCUACUCCCACGACAACAUCCUGAAAUUCCUCUUCGGGCCGUUCUUGACUCUUCUCAACCCGGCCGCCUGUUAUGCCAUCAUUGCAUCUGGCGUGCUCAACAGCUGGUAUGUCGGUUCUGCAAUCAUCUUGGCCGGCAUCUUCUCUGGCCCACCGUGGAAUUUCGAUGCUUUGCAGAUCGGCUACGUCGGAUUUGGUCCCUUCAUUGGAGGUUUGAUUGGUUCGAUCAUCACCGGUGUCACGAGUGACUAUGUCAUCAAAUACCUGGGCCGCAAGAACAAAGGUGUCUACGAACCCGAAUUCCGUCUGGUGUUUAUGGCUCCUGCCGGAGUCGCAUGUGGCCUCGGAAUGUUCCUGUUUGGGUAUACUCUCGCGGUGGGUGCUGCGGCCGAGCUGUGCGCGUUCUUGCAGGGUGUCAUGAUGGUGGGCGUGUUGAUCGGUAUCUUCGCGACGCUCUCGUACGGCCUGGACUCGUUCCGAGAUCAGAGCAACGAGAUUUUCGUCAUGAACAUGCUUUUCAAGAACUUCAUGUUCUACGGCCUCUCCAACUACGCCAACAACUGGGUCGCCGCCCACGGGCCCGAGCAGAUCAUGUACGUGUUCGGCGGCACCUCGAUCUUCCUCUCCCUCUUGGCCAUCCCGGUGUACAUCUUCGGCAAGCGCCUGCGGAGCUGGUGGGCCAGGCACGACCUGUUCAAGAUAUUGAAGAUGGAGACCCACGGCCCGAUGAGCGAGAUGGGUUAGUUUGUUUGUUGUUGAAUUGGUGGGGGCACCGUGGGGGUUUAGAGAAGGGGUUGGAUCGACCCGACCAAGUGACUUGGGCAUUGACCGGAUGAGAUGUUGGGUCACCGGGUCGGGUCGAGCGAGCCCUACCUCAGCCCAGCGAGAUCCGAUAUACCGCGCGUGCUUCUCAACAGGGGUGGACAUUCAACAAAGUGUCUUCUGGGAAUUACAGGGCGACAUUGUCGAGACGGAUGCGCUCAUAAUCAUGUACAUCACCAAGAUCUAGGA
Cladophialophora immunda is the source of this 2158-nucleotide messenger RNA. RefSeq lists its product as uncharacterized. Gene Ontology annotation, molecular function: transmembrane transporter activity. NCBI's taxonomy places the organism in Eukaryota, Fungi, Ascomycota, Eurotiomycetes, Chaetothyriales, Herpotrichiellaceae. The record is from RefSeq and is a predicted model, not a curated record. The coding region runs from base 236 to 1891 and encodes 551 amino acids. The transcript has 8 exons. Gene Ontology annotation, biological process: transmembrane transport.